This is a messenger RNA of Raphanus sativus (radish), 1176 nucleotides long. Its product is annotated as PHD finger protein ALFIN-LIKE 7-like. Gene Ontology annotation, biological process: regulation of DNA-templated transcription. Gene Ontology annotation, molecular function: transcription cis-regulatory region binding; transcription coregulator activity; histone binding. The transcript has 5 exons. Lineage: Eukaryota; Viridiplantae; Streptophyta; Magnoliopsida; Brassicales; Brassicaceae. The record is from RefSeq and is a predicted model, not a curated record. The coding region runs from base 237 to 1007 and encodes 256 amino acids. Gene Ontology annotation, cellular component: nucleus.
GAUCCAACAUAGCGCCCCCGAACAGUCUUUCCUUUUUCGUUUCUAGGGUUUCUCUCUCCUCUCUCUCUCUCUCAGUAUAUAAUCUCUCUCUCUCUCCUUCUCUUACCGAAUCCAAAAUACAGAGUUCCCUGAAAGAGAGGGAAAACAAAAAAAGCCGAUCUUUUUUGGUUUCUUUCUCGUGCAUCUCCAAUACAUUCUCACCACCGGAACUCGAUUCGAGGUCACCGCGGGAGGAUAUGGAGGGACGCGCUGCGGAAGAUGUGUUUAAGGACUUCAGGGCUCGAAGAGCUGGUCUCAUCAAGGCUCUCACUACUGAUGUACGCAGGUUUUACGACAAGUGUAACCCUGCCGAGGAAAACUUGUGUCUCUACGGACUACCAAACGGAUCAUGGGAGGUUAACCUUCCUGUCGACGAGGUCCCUCCUGAGCUUCCUGAACCAGCUUUAGGAAUCAACUUCUCAAGGGACGGUAUGUCAGAACAAAACUGGGUUUCUUUGGUUGCAGUUCACUCUGACUCUUGGCUCAUCGCUGUUGCCUUUUACUUCGGCGCACGUUUCUCAUUUGAUAAAAACGAGAGGAUGAGGCUGUUCAAGAUGAUAAAUGAUCUCCCAACCAUUUACGAGGUUGUAACUGGCAAUGCAAAGCCAUCCAAGGAUCAAUCUGCUAACCACAACGGCAGUAGCAAAAGCAAGUCUAGUGGUGUCAAGGCUCGCCAAUCUGAAUCUCAGACUAAGGCUUCAAAGAGAUCCCCACCACCACCACCACCACCAAGAGAAGAAAGUGAGAGCGGAGAUGAUGAUGAGGGGGAAGACGAGGAUGGACAAGGAGAGUUUUGUGGUGUGUGUGGAGAGAACGAUGAUGGAGGAGAUGAGUUCUGGAUAUGGUGUGAUACUUGUGAGAAAUGGUUCCAUGGGAAAUGCGUGAAGAUCACACCUGCAAGGGCGGAGCACAUCAAACAUUACAAAUGCCCCAGUUGCUGCAACACCAACAAGAAACAUAGAGCUUGAUAAAAGAAGGAGAUGAUGAUGAUAUAACAGUUGCAUUUGAUUGUGUAGUCUGAAUGUGAUUGAAAAAACAGCUUUUACAGUUUAGUAAUGUCUCCUUUUUUUUCUUUUUCUUGUUGAUUUCAAAAUGCUGUGACUAAUUUCGUCUUGUGAUUCUUAGAAAAUUCUUGUC